AUAAAAAAAUACAAAAACACACAAUAUUAACUACACUUUAAAAGCAGUUCUAAAAAGGUGAGUUUUGAUUAGUGAUUUGAAUGUGGACAGGACAAAGUUUGACACUUUCUAAUUUCAAAAACAGCCAGCAAGAAGCUUCUUCAUCCUCUUCCCUCUGUAUAAUAUGACAACAUGUUCAAAAAAGUGCCACUGAUUCCUGUAUAUAUAUAUAUAUUUAUAUAUAUAUAUAUAUAUGUAUAUAUAUAUAUAUAUAUUCUCAGAGAAAUCUCCUAUAACUCCACAAGCCUGUAAAACAACAAAUUUAUACACAUUUAAAUAGAAAAAAAAUAAAACACAACAUAAGAGAAUCGUCUUCUUUAUUAGAAAUUCUUACAUAUUAUUUUAUUUAUUUAAAGUUUUUAUGUGUAAAGUUUGCCAAACGACACUUUUCUAUUUUAAAAAAACAGCCAGCAAGCUUCUUCAUCCUCUUCCUCUGUAUAAUAUUAGAACAUGUUCAAAAAAAGUGCCACCGAUGCCUAUAUAUAUUCUCAGAGAAAUAUCCUAUAACUCCUCAAGCAUGGAAAUAGUAAAUAUGUACUUUAGAUAUUGGCUCAUAUGGAGCAGCCUGAGUGUGCAGAGCUGACCCCGCCCCUUUAUGCUAAUUAAGGCCUCCCAUUGGAUGUGUCAGAGGAUACAGGCCGCCUCUGAUUGGCCAGGUCGAAGCCAUUUAUUCGCUGACAAGCCCCCCCCGUCACAUGAAAUGGUUGUCUAUUAACUUGUUUCAAAAACUAUCUGGAGUUGUCAAGGCUCAGGCGGACAAGCAGAGGCGCAAAAAAAGUGCAGUUUUUGUUGUUGAUGCUUUUCGGAGGAGAAGUUUUGUGGACAGCAGGGACCUAUUGGGAGAAGAGUCUCUUUGUCACACACACACACACACACACACUCAGAGAGAGAGAGUGUGUGGAGAGCUUUUUUGGUGCUUUUUUUGUGCAGAGAGAAAAAAAAGUUGCAGAGAAAAAAUCGACAGGUAACUUUUCCGCAGCAGCAGCAGCAGCUCCUCACUUGUCCUGCUGCCUCCAGCUUGUGGAGUUUGUCUCCAGUGUUUUUUCCCCCCUCUUCUUCUGCUUCUUCUGGAGCUCGCAACUAUACAAGCUGUUCCUGCUGUGUGUGUGUUUUUUUCCUCUUUUUCCUCUGGAGCUCGCAACUCUACAAGCUGUUCCUGAUGUAUAACAUGAUGGAGACUGAGCUGAAGCCCCCUGCUCCUCAGACCAACACGGGCAACACCACCAACACCACCGGUGGGCCAAACCAGAAGAACAGUCCGGAGCGCGUCAAGAGACCCAUGAACGCCUUCAUGGUGUGGUCCCGCGGCCAGAGGAGGAAGAUGGCGCAAGAAAACCCCAAAAUGCACAACUCGGAGAUAAGCAAGAGGCUGGGCGCCGAGUGGAAACUUCUCUCCGAAAGCGAGAAGAGACCUUUCAUCGACGAAGCCAAGAGGCUGCGGGCCCUGCACAUGAAGGAGCAUCCGGAUUACAAAUACCGGCCCAGGAGGAAAACCAAGACGCUCAUGAAGAAGGACAAGUACACUUUGCCAGGUGGGCUGCUGGCUCCGGGUGGCAACGGCAUGGGAGGUGGUGUAGGUGGAGGUUUAGGUGGAGGUUUGGGUGGUGGAGUGAACCAGAGGAUGGACAGCUACGCGGCGCACAUGAACGGCUGGACCAACGGUGGUUACGGCAUGAUGCAGGACCAGCUGAGCUACCAACACCCGGGUUUGAACGCUCACAACCCGGCUCAGAUGCAGUCGAUGCACCGCUACGACAUGAGCGCUCUGCAGUACAACACCAUGGCGACGUCCCAGAGCUACAUGAACGGCUCUCCGACUUACUCCAUGGCCUACUCCCAGCACCAGCACCAGCAGCCGGGCAUGACCGCGUUGGGCUCCUCCAUGGUGGGUGGUGGCUCCUCCUCGGUGGUGAAGUCCGAGUCCAGCAGCUCCAGCCCGCCGGUCGUCACCUCUUCCUCCUCCUCGUCGUCCCAAAGGUGCCAAAGCGGCGGAGACCUGAGAGACAUGAUCAGCAUGUACUUGCCCGGAGCGGAGGUGAGCGAGCAGAGCGCCCAGACGAGGCUACACAUGUCCAGCCACUACCAGAGCGCCGUGCCCGGGACAACGAUCAACGGCACGCUGCCAUUAACACACAUGUAAAAGAAAGAGACAGAGAAAGAGAGAGAGAGAGAGCGAAAAAAGAGAGAUGAAAAAAUGAACUUUUAUAUAAGAGAAACUGUGGACUAUUAUUAACGUUGGACUAUUUUUGUACAGAAAAAUUUUGGGGAUGGGGGAAAAAGUUGUAUAGAAGAAGUCUCCAGGAAAAAAAGGACACAUUUUUUUCUUUCGUUUUUAUUCUAAGGAAGCUCUCUAGAGGAAACGGUAGGAGAUUCCUCCUCUUCACUGGUGGAUGAAGUUUUUUUGGAAGAUAUAGAGAAAGUGGGAGUCGCAAUCAAAAUGUUUUUAUUAUUGCAAUCACCUUUUUUUGUACAGUAUUUAUCAAAGAUUACAAUCAGAUGAAAUUUGUUUGUUAAACUGCAAGAGGUUGCAUUUUUCUUUUCUUUUUUUCUUUUUUUUUUAUUAUAUAUAUAAAGCAACGCUUCAGUUCUGCAGAAAAAUAUUAUUAAAAAGUGAACUGGAAUUAUAUUGGAGUGAUUAGUUAUGCUCCUUUAUUACUGCAAAACAACUGUAAGAGGUGGAAUUUUUCUUUUCUUUUUUUUCUUUUUUUAUAUAAAUAAAGCAACGCUUCAGUUCUGCAGAAAAAUAUUAUUAAAAGUGAACUGGAAUUAUAAUUGGAGCGAUCAGUUAUGCUCCUUUAUAUUACUGCAAAACAUUGGAAAGAAAAAGGGACAUAAAAACGAAGCAGGUAAUACUGUUUUUUUUUUUCAUUUACGGUCAAUAUUAUACUAAACAUUUUAAUUUCUUCAACAACAAAAAAAAAAAGAUAUGACACUUUCUUUUUCUCUCAUACAGCUUAAAAUAUAGGUUGUUAAUUUAUAUUUUCCGUCUCCCACUUUUCAUCUGUUAGAGGUAUGACGCUUGUGCUCUUUAUUUUCUAAUUGAUUUGUACAAUUUUCUGUAUAUUUACUGUGAUAUUUUAAGUUUUUAUUUCAAAAAAAUUCAUUCCCGUAGUUGUAUUUUAAAAAUUGUGGCCUGUACGCAGAAGCCAACCACUCCAUGUAUAUAUAUACCGGAACUAAUACCAUCCUUAUAACAGUUACAAUUUCAGCUGAGUAUAUUUUUUUUCAAUAUGCAGUUUGAAAUGAAUAAAUUUUGGAAAUUUGGAUACUUGAAA
Molecule: messenger RNA, 3314 nt
Organism: Sebastes umbrosus (honeycomb rockfish)
Lineage: Eukaryota; Metazoa; Chordata; Actinopteri; Perciformes; Sebastidae
Gene: sox2
Product: SRY-box transcription factor 2
Exons: 1
Coding region: 1199-2179 (326 amino acids)
Biological process (GO): anatomical structure morphogenesis; cell differentiation; regulation of DNA-templated transcription
Molecular function (GO): DNA-binding transcription factor activity, RNA polymerase II-specific; RNA polymerase II cis-regulatory region sequence-specific DNA binding
Source: RefSeq, a predicted model, not a curated record